Molecule: messenger RNA, 12592 nt
Organism: Meriones unguiculatus (Mongolian gerbil)
Lineage: Eukaryota; Metazoa; Chordata; Mammalia; Rodentia; Muridae
Gene: Znf451
Product: zinc finger protein 451
Exons: 6
Coding region: 1262-2941 (559 amino acids)
Biological process (GO): regulation of transcription by RNA polymerase II
Cellular component (GO): nucleus
Molecular function (GO): DNA-binding transcription factor activity, RNA polymerase II-specific; sequence-specific DNA binding
Source: RefSeq, a predicted model, not a curated record
UCAGCCUUGGGAAGAGGUCCAGGAAACAUCAACAGAGAUUCAGUCGAACAAGGAAGCCAUAAAGCGCAAGUAUCUCAGGGAUGUAGUCUGGAUGGAAGGAAGACAGACUAGCUUAAAGGGUUAAGAAUGGAGUAAUAACUGCUCAGUGUUGUGUUGUGAAGUUUAUUAAAUGAACUAGGUGUUGAACAUUGCUCUGUUCCCAUUGAAGGUGCUGAGAACCAUUUCUACUCAGUCCAUUAGGUUGUGUGGUGGUUUGACUAGGUAUGACCCCCAUAGACUGACAUAUUUGAAUGCUUGGCCAACGCAGAGGCUCUUUUUGGAGGUGUGGCCUUUUGGAGGAAGUUUGCCACUGUGGGAUAGGCUUUGAGGUCUCCUAUGUUCAAGCUCUGCCGAGUGUGAGACACAUUCUCCUCUUUGCUGCCUAUAGAUGAAGAGGUAGAACUCUCAGCUCUUUCUCCAGCACCGUGUCCCAUGUCUGCCUGCACGCCGCCAUGCUUCCCGUCAUGUUGAUAAUGGACUGAGCCUCUGAAAUUUCUGGUGCCAAAAGCCUGGAGGGUUUCCGGAUAGCCAUUGGUCUUCUGUCCACAUUGGAAGCCCAGAGAAAGAAUAUGACAGCAACAGCAGUCCCAUUCACCAGUGAAAGUUUACAGGAACCAUGGGCCUUCUGGAGACCUGUAGACAACAGGAAGCUACUUUGAGAGACUAUAGCAAGAAUUUAUGACCUCUCAGAAACGCCAUAUAAGCUCUUGCACCUGCCACCCUUGCCAAGAUGUAAUUGGGAGGAAAAAGUCCUCCAUUUUUUUUUUCAUCUGCCCCUCUUGCUGCCAGCACAGCUCUUUCCCUGACAGUGUUUCUCAAGUCAAAGGCAGAAGCUGAACGGGAGUGUACGUGGACUCAAAACUAUCACCUCCCCCAUCUUCCGGAGCUGUAGGUGAGCGCUGAGCUCCACGUCCUCGCCAGCUUUCCCUGCCACGCGGUCGGCAGCCUCGAGGCCGCUGGAAACUACAACUCCCAGGAUCCCUCGCGGGGCGGACGGAAGGCGGCGGGCGUACAAAGCGGUGUGGGAAGCUAGCGGCCGCGAGGCCGCGCUCGGGGUCCGGUGGCUCAGCGUCCCCGCGGCCUGAGGCGUCAGCUGCGUGGGCGCUCACGCAGGGCGGGUCGCGCGGCGCGGGCCGAGAGGGAAGUCGUGACGGCGGCGUCGGGAACAGCAGCGGCGGCGGCGGUGGCGGUGGGAGCGUGGUGCUGACAGGCCGUGGGAGAAAUGGGAGACCCAGGGCCGGAGAUAAUAGAAUCUGUCCCACCAGCUGAGCCUGAGGCAUCGGAGUCAACAACGGAUGAAAACGAAGAUGACAUUCAGUUUGUUAGUGAAGGACCAUUAAGACCUGUUCUUGAAUAUAUUGAUCUGGUCAGCAGUGACGAUGAAGAGCCUAGUACCUCUCAUAGCGAUAGAAUGCCUGAAUCUAAGGUGCCAUCCUCUGAGAACCAUCGCCCAGAAAUGUGCUCUAGCUGCAGUGUUCCUCUUCCCAUUGGAGACAGCAGUUCCUCCUCUGGGAGUUGUGCCAACAGUCCACAAAGAAUAGUUUCUCAACCUUCUUCUGUUGAGAACCCAUUGGAGACCCAGAAAAAUGAUCAAAGUAAUUCAGAUAUUAAUAUAUCUGAAACAGAGACACAUAAAUCACAAAAUUAUCAGACUCUGCCUUCAUCAUCACUUCUGGUCCCCCAAGAGUCUUUGGCUUUUUCUGAGGUCAAAGAGGAUUUACCUAUGGCGAUGUCUUCAGUUUCACAGAAUGGACAGGAUGCCAUCCUUUAUCUCCAGACACAAGUGGCUGAGAUGUCCCGAGUCAUACGUGAUCUGCAGUCCAGGAGUUGUUUUAGAUUUCAUCAUUCUAGGCCAAGUGAAAACUCAUCAGUUUCUUGGGAUAUCUCCACCUCUAAGGAGGACAGUUUAUCUACAGUUGAAGAAGAGUCUGAUUGCAAAUCUCCAUCAGCUGAUGAUAAAGGACAGCCACCUGACCCCAUGCAGUCUAGUUUCACGGGUCUUUUGAAGAGAAUGGAACAAAGAGGUGUUAUAAAAAGGGUGACGUUACAGUCUGAAGCUGAAUCCUGUGAGGGGAAGCCUGAUUGGAUGACUUCUAAAAAACGUUUGGUUCCUCCAUUGCAUCCACUUUUGAGAAUUGCCACCACUGAAGUUUUUAAAGACCCUGCUGAUUGCCAUCCCUCUUCCUUCAUGGGGCACAGGGUAUAUCCUGUGGCCAAGGACUCAUCUCCUUUCCAGCCAAAUCCACCAGCUGAGGGACCCAUUAUAGAUGUACUAGAACAUAGCAAAAGAGGAAACACAACAUCUCCUUUAGACUCUACCUCAAAAGAAAUGGAGGUCAUGGGUUGUAGGUUCUACCAUGCUGCUUCCAUUGCAGCUCGAGCUGCUAGCUACAUGGCCUAUAUGACUCAGUAUCAACGUAAACUCUGGGAAGACAUGGAAGAUCUGGUUCAUGACCCAGAGUUUGAUCGUGGAAAAGCAAGAUGUAUAAUAUCUGAUGGCAUGGAUGCAGGACUUUGGCAGCUCUGUACCACUAGGGACAUAAUGGACUCUGUAGUCAGAGUUAUGGCCAUGGCAGUGGACUACAGAAGACAGGCCUGGCUCCGACUUACAUCUCUCACUAAGAAAACCCAGGAGAAGAUCUUACACUUGCCCUUUGAUGGCACUUCUCUUUUUGGACAAGAUGUGAAUGCUAUUGUUGCAGAAGACAAUAGUAUUAAAGAAAGUGAAUAUAAGGAUCACAAUAAAUACUAUACUCAGCAUCGAUACUUUUAUAGUCAUGAUCAGAAAGCACAUUAUCACAACAGAGGGUACUCCAAAGGGGAUUGGUACAAACCCCGGAAUCACCCCUAUAGAUACAGAAAAAAGGGAGACUCUCCAGAACGACAUGGGUAUAAAAAUUAAUACUCUAGAUGUUUAGUAGAUCAGCCUUCCAAAAUCCUAGUUUACCUGUUCUUCUCCAGGUUGGAGGUCAUCUCAAAAAUGAGUGCAUGUCUGGAAUAAUCACAGCUGAUGUUAGAGUUCUAGACUUUUAGAAUGAAGUAUAUAUAAAAAAGACUUAAGCUUUAUUGGACAAAUGGAGACUUUGCUCUAAAGAGUGUUGGACAGAGGUUUACUCAUUAUUUUUGGUCCAAAAUAAGUCCAGAGAAUGGUACUCAGGAAUCUGAAUCUUCUGGAAUUAAAAGAAAAUAUGUAGAUUCGUGCCUCAGGAAAAUCUUGUUGGUAAACUGAGUACUAGCAGAUUUUUGGAUCUGGAAACAAUUUGCUACUAGAUCAGUCUUUACUAAGACUGAAGUGUAAAAACCUUCAUUUUUAGGACAUCGAUGCUUCUGGAACUUCAGGCUUCAACUUGGUGGCUCAUCAAAAAAUGAUAGAUCUGUUACAGUCCCUAUGUUAAGAUGAUCAGCUCAUCAUAGUUCAUUUUAUUAUCAAGCUCUGUGAGACUUCAGAAUUAGCCAUGAAGCUAUGUGUCUGCUGAAAUUCAUUAAAAGUUUUGCCAAAUCCAGUUUGUUUGUAACUGGGAUGACUGAAUGUUACAGGUCUACUUUUGGAUUCAAUGUGGAAAAAUAUUUUCCUCCCUAUAACAUCACUGUAGAAAAGUUAAGCUGUCUUCAUCCUGGCUAUGAUGGGUUACUACACCAUAACUACUCAUAACUGCAUGUGAGAUAGCGCUCAUUGACAUCAAACCUAAUAGUCUUUGGCUCACCAAGCUCUCAUAUCAACCAUCUAUGGGACUCAGGCAUAGAAGUGUCUCUAAUGUGGGCCUUUCUAUGAGAUACGGCCUUCAUAAACCUAUCUUCUAAGCAGUUGGUUUUUUUUUGAGCUUGAUAGUGCAUUAUGUUCUCAAUACAGUAGACAAAUGCAUCACCAUGACCCUGGAAAUACAGGAUAUCAUUGCCGUCAUCCAGGCAUGCAAAUCUGAACUCUUUAAGAGCAAGAAUUCCAAACAUGCCUGACAAUCUGGUCUCUCUUGAAAUAAAGAGGGAUGCUAUUAGUUUAGACUUCGUUGAGAAAUCCUUGAGAUGUAAAAUGUGACUGGGUGUUUUCAAGAUACACAGCUGUUUCUGGAUAUUUUUAUUGGGUUCUUGAAAGGCUGGAAUUAAAACUUCAGUGACAUGUUUUUGGUUAAUUUGUCAUGUAAUCCAGUUGGACUCACUCUGAGAUGACUUACAUUUUGCUCCCAAUAAUAACUCUCCACCUUUCUGGAGCUGGCAGCAGAUACCUCAGUUAUAUUAAUGUCCUGCAGUAUCAUCUCUUUAAUCUCAAGGCAAUGGCUGUAUGAUAUACCAGGCUCUAUGUCCUUGUCUUCACAACAUGACUUAAAGUAGAGAAAAUGUCAAGUUUGAGGCGGUCUGAACACUUUACCCAAUGUAACUUGGCAACCAAAAAACUGUUUUGUGUGUGUGUGUGUAGUUUUUUUGUUUGUUUGUUUUUUCACAAAUAUAAUUCUGUGACCUUUUGGUUGUUCAAACAUCUGGGUUUUUGUUUGUUAGUUUGUUUUUUUAAUUUUUAAUCUGCUUGAUGAAAAUGUCUUUGGUAUUCUAUUAAUGGAAUAUAGCACUGUCUUAAGGGUUUAUUGGUUUCUGUUUUUUAUGACUUUUGCUUUAUAAUGGUUGGCAAUAUUUGUGAUGCUUACCUUUUUGUAAUUUAUUAGAAAACUUUUCCUACUUCCAUACCAAUAUUCAUCACCCUACUUAAUUUGUAUUUCUUGUUGUUUGUUUUUGAGACAGGGUCUCACUACAUAGAGCUAGCAGGGCUGGAGGUUGCUAUGUAGACCAGGCUGGCCUUGGACCCAUAGAGAUGUGCUUGCUCUCUGCCUCCUGAGUGUUGGAAAUAAAGGCAUGUGCCAUCAGGCCAAGCUGCUUCUAAUUUGUGCCAUACAGAUUGAAGGCACGAAUUUUCCAACUCGGAGGAAGUUACUUUGUCAGAUAAUUUUAGGGUACUGUAUUGGUCCUAUUUGCUUUAUUUGUAGACUUGAACUUGAACUUGUUUAUCAAGAUCAUUUAGCAAAUUUAACUGAAUUGUAUGUUAAUAUUUACCUUAUUUUUCUGUGCUGUCCACAAAAUUUUAUUUUGGCUUGCUUAGGUUUGUUCCAGGGCUCUCUAAAAUGUCUCUCAGAAGAACUCCAGAAAAACAUAACUUUUGUAGUGUAUAAUGAAUGCUGUACAAAGGAGUAGACUUAAGUCCGUAACUGUAGCAGUGUAUUUUUCUUCUGUGAAAUGAGUAGCCACCCAGACUUUACUGGGAAAAAGUUGCACAUAGCUUUGUGCGGUAUUUCUGAUUAGUUUAGGCUGCUUCUAAUUGUUCUUUUCCAUCUUGCCCUGAAUUAGAUAUUACAGAUGACAUGAUUUGUGAGAUACUCUUGUUGUUCAAAAACAAAACAAAAAUAGUGCUUGAAGAUGUAUUCUUAGAAACUGUUUGGCACUUCCACCUAAUUUAUUUGUCCCUGCUUUAAAUGAUAGUAAACAACAACAAAAGCACAUAAAAUUUAGCACUUUAAUAAUUUUGACAUUAUUGUACAGCUCUUAAAUAUUUUUAAGACAGCACUACUCUUGUCUGAGAUGUUUUUUUUGUUCAUUUAUGAAGUAAAAGUAACAUAGCUUGACCACUAACUGAUAACUCCAAAGAAUUCAGUUUUUCUCAAAGUGAAAAGUAUCAGGAAAUUACCAAAUUGGUGAUCAAACAGACACCUAAUAGAAGAAUUUGGCAGUUGAGUCAUUUGUGGACAGAGUGUGGUAGGGUGGGAACACUUGACUCAGAAAGAAUGCUAUUCCAGUAUCCUUCACCUACUUAUGUCUUUAAUCUGGCAUACUUGAAUGAUGAUGGUAGUGUUAUAAGAAUAAAAGUUGGUACUUGGUCCUGUUGAGACCACCCCAGUAGACAGCCCCAGUAGAAGAUAACAUUUAGAUGUAACCAGAUAAAUGUUUAGAUUAUGUCUGCCAUGUACAGAAUUUCCUGUACGAUGACUUCUGAGUGAAAAUACCACUUUUUUUUAAGACACCUUGGAAUAGUUAGAAGUGUAAGAUUUGAUUUUCUCAAAAAGGAUGUUUUUAGUGAUCUUUUCAUUCAAAAUGUCAUUUCUUGACUAGACAUAAGAUGUAUUUGGAGAUAAGAUUUUUUUGUAGUUACUAUGUAUAGAGAAAUACUAUUUCCAUUUAUUGUUAUAUAAAGUGCCUUUUUAAAUUUCACUCUUAUGUUUAAGACCCAACCUUUGAUGUGGUAUUUAUGUGACUUCUGUACAGUGAUUUAUUAUUAGUUUAUUAUCUGUACAAUUGCACUAUUUAAAUGUACUCCUUCUGAAUGCUAUUGUUUUCUUUAUAACACUGUUAAUUUCAGAAGGUUAUAGAAUAAAUUUCCCUAUUUAAUGUCACAGAAGUUCUUCUUAGGUUUUAGUGAUUGGUUCUGUUUUCUAGACAUAAUGAAGCUCUUUUUUUCUUUGCACGUUCUAGAUUUUCUGAUUGAGUCAUCUGUCUCAUAUCUAACCUUGUUCAUAGCCAUAGUAACACAGCUUAUAUUUGCUAAAUGGAUGUGUUUACUGGGAUAGAAGAAGCAAGGACAUUAAAACAGUAAAGUUAAUGACACUCUAUAUUUAUAAGUAGUAGUCUGUGGCAGCUUCCUUAUCAGUAUAAUUACUUUUUCCCCCUUUUAAACUGGCAGCUUCUCUAUCAGUAUAAUUGCAUUUAUUUACUUAGCCUUCAAGAUGCCAUUUUGAGGGCAGCAUAUACUCUUUCAGGCUACUUUACUGCAUUAUACCUAAGUGACCUGAUUGAUAAUGUCCUUAAGGGCCUGAUACAUCCAGGAUAAUAUAUACCUCUCAGGUAUGGUUAGCAAGGAGGUUGAAAAGAUGAAGUCCAGAAGUCCCUCUCACUGUAGAACUGGACACUGCUAAGGGUGAACAUAGAGGUUAGUGGCACAUUCAUCAUUUUUAAGCUUAUUGGGAUUCUGCUGAAGGCUUGAAAUCAUGGGUUAGAUCUUUAUAGAAUAGGUGAUUGCAAUAACAAAAAACCUUUUCCUUUAAUGUGAGGCAUAUUUUGCCCCAGUCUUGCACUGUCUAGUUCCUGUUUUUGAAAUUUACCCAUAUGUACUUAAUGUUGGUGGCUAGACCAAUAACUGAUUGUCAGUGUGGACACAUCUUAUGCAUGUCAUUCAGUUGGUCAGAUUGGUUCUGUAUGGUUUUUGGUGGACAUACAAACUAGUCAGUUCUUUUCACUUAAAAUUUAAAGGAGGAAGUUACCAGUAAAUAAAUGUUGAUUACUGUAUUGAAUGCAAAACUUUUUUCAUAUUUAACAAGUUUUAUAAACUAUUAAAAUGUAUGGAGUUUCCCUUCCUGAAUGAUUGAUGAGAAUGCUGUUUUAUUAAAUUCUCUCAUGUUAGUGGAGUCCCAUUUUUGUACUCCUGUGUCAUUAUUUAUUUGAUUUUAUUAUAAUGCACUUUUGUAAUGCUUAGAACAUGAGAUCUUACUACUGGAGUUUGUGCUCUCUUUCUGUGGGAUGUAGAGGUCGUCACAAUUCAGUUGUGUCUUGAGAGGGUCUUUAGGUAGCUGCCCCAAACAUGAUUUUCCUGUCUGGAGGCAAGGACUUGAAGAAUGUGGCAGCAUGCUGGGCUUUUAGUCAUGUCCUGUUGGUGAGGGUUUUUGAUAUUGGUCUGUCUUUCCCCAGAACCUCUUUCUAAAGAAAGUCUGGUUUUCCCUCAAUCUCUUUGAUAUUUUUAAUUGUACUAUUAAAUACUUAACAGAAAUGUUAUGUGUGUGCGUGAGGUAUAUGACUGUGUAUGGUGUGUGAACAUAGCAUGUGGUGACCAGAGGUUAAUGUCAGGUGUCUUCCUUAUUUACUUUCUUAUUUAUUUUGCACAUUUUUGUUUCUUUGUUUAAGACAGGAUAUAUCUUUUACUGAAACAUGAUUUCACAGGGUUGGAUAGACUGGCUAGCCAGUGAGGUCUAGGAGAUUCCUACCCCACCCCUCCUCAUACUGGAUCAAAGGUGCAUGCCACUGUGCCCAACAUUUUACUGGGGCACUUGGGUCCUCAUAUUUAUGUGGCAAAUAUUUUUUCUGUUGAGCCAUUUCCCACCUCAUCUUUGCUUGCUUGCUCAACUUUCCCCCCUCUCUCUUUCCCAUCAUCCCCCUCUUUUUCCACCCCCUAAUCAUAUUUUACUUUCCUAGUGUUGGAAUCAUAAGUGAAGCAUUAUGUCUUACUAGCCAAGCUUUUGAUGUGAAUUUGUAUAUUUAAUUUGUUUGUUUGUUGUAAGCAUUUAUGAUACGAAUGUAUUUAGUUUUCCCUAAAAAUCGUUAAAAAAAAAAUAGAAGGUUUGGAGGCUCAGUGGGUAUAUUACUUGCCUAAUGGGCAGUUAGCUGUGGGCUCAAACCCCAGUCCUGCAUAAACCAGGAAUGGUGGUGUAUGUCUGUAAACACAGUACUUAGGAUGUAGGCACAGAAGGAUCAGAAGUUCAAGGUCUUAGCUAAAUAUUGAAUUCAUGGGUCUCAUGGUCCACAUGAGACCCUGGCUCAGAAAGAAAAAAGAAAAAAAAUCCUGUAGCUAGUUUAGUUUCUGAGUGCUCCUUGACUAAUAACUUUCAAUUUAUUUUUAAUAUCUUGUUUAAUGGCAUUUUUUUAGUUCAGGUGUAUUUUUGUUGUUGGUCUUGUUUUUUUAUAUAAUGACUCUAUAGUCUAGGUUGGCUCCGAAUUCAAGACAAUUUCACCUCACUUUUCCAUGUACUGGGAUUUCAGGAGUGAGCCAUUGUCUAUUUUUCAUAGAUGCAUUCUGUAUAUAUUGUUAGUAGUUAAAUUUGUCACCAUAAGAUUAAGUUAUAGUAUAGCUCUGAUAUAUUGUAUCUUAAAAUUAACCAAUCUUUGGGUUUUAAGGGCUUUACUAGUUUUAUUGAGGGAACUAUUGCAGAUGGUAUAUUGGAUUUUUUUGAGGUCAGAGUUCUCAGGUUUCUCUUAGAACUUUGAAGACCCCAGAUUUUGUUUUUAAGUAUUAUAGUGUGUCUGUAUCCUUGACUCUUUGGUAUAAGUAAAAGUAAAUGUUGUAUAUUUGAUAUUUUUAAAAGCUUCAACCCUGACCGUAAAUGCCUCAUAAUGCUAUUAGAGGUUCUUUUAGCUCUUUUACAAGGGUAGCUUUUCAUAUGCUCCUUUCCCCAUGAACUAUAUCCUGUGAUUUUGUUUUCUUUCAUUAUCUGUAAGGGUGACUAUCACAGCAUUCAAUUUGAAGGGACACAGAACUCCCACUUUUGUCUAUGAUGGCUGAUUCACAUUCUUUGGAUUUAUAAUGCAGUUUAUGUGCUAAGUAACUAUCAUGCUGUGGACCCUUUAUUUCUCAGUGAGGCAACUGAACAAUGAUGGAAUAAGAUUACCCCAAGUCUUUAAGGCACAGGGUGUGUUAAUUUUUGUUGCUUUGUGUGUGGGAUGGGUGGUGUAUUUUCACACAGGGUCUUAUUGUAUAGCCCAGACUAGCUUUGAACUUGUAGCAUUUCUCCUGCUUCAAGUGCUGGGAUUCUGAGACAUUGUUUGAAAAAAACAUCUUAUUGCCAGUUAGGUGUGGUAGCCCAUACCUUUAUUUCCCAGCAGUCUGGAGGCAAAUGCAGGCAGAUAUCUAUGAGUGGGCAGCCUGGUUUACAUGGCCAGUUCCAGGCCAGCCAAGGCUACAUAGUGAAACUCUGUUUCAAGAAAAAGUAGAAAAUCAAUAGUAAAAAAACAUCCUUUUUGUUGUGACAGUUUUCCUGUUUGUAAUGCAGCCUAUUCUUUAUUAUCUUAAGUAAAAUACAGCUAAUAUGUAAAUAGCCUCAUUCAGAUUCUUAGCACAGAAUUGUUUGCGCGUGUGUUAAUAUUUCUUUAAUGACCUGUAAUGGUUCUGUGUAUUGUGAACGUUUAGAUCACCUUCAUAUUGAUUGUUUAGUUGUCAGCUUCCUGUCUGGGAAGAAAGGCAAGGAGAGAAUGUGUAUCCUGUAUGCACUAAGCAUUCUUUAGCGAGACCUUCAUCUCUCUGCAGAUGUGGACAUUAAGUGAUUUGCUCAAGUGGUGCGCCUCCACUUUGAUGCAGACUCGCUCAGGUUGGGCUGCCGUGUCUUUGAUGGACAAAUGUUUCCUGUUUAUGGCUGUACAUGUACUCUUGUUACUUAGCACUAGUUUUGAGUUAUUUCACUUGCCAGAUGAGCCACAGGCUGCUUCAUUCUUCCAUUGGUGCCCUUGUUCUGAACUAAGGUUAUUCUUAACAAUGUUCACGGUUUCUCUUUAACAUGUACUCAUAGUCCAUUUACUUGCAGCACUGAUCGUUACAGUCAUAAUUCUUACUGCUUGCUGUUUUUGUACCACUUUUGUUUAAUGAAAAAAUAAGUGGAAUUUAGUGUUAGCAAGUUACCUACUGUCUCAGCCUCAGUUUCCCUACUUUAAUACAUACUAACUGGGCAUGGAUGCACAGCACUGGGAAGGCAGAGACAGACUAGACUGGUCUACCCAGGACAGCCAACACUACAUAAAAAGAUCUUGCCAAGUAAAUAAAUAAAUAGUGAUUGCUAGAAAUACUUUGAAAAACACUAAAACCCAAUGCAGAUUUAAUUUUAUAACUAAUUUUGGUGUUCUACAUUCUUAGAUUUCCUAUGAAUGGGAUGAUACUGGGUAUAAAUUAAUGAAUACUUUUUUAGUUUUUGAAGAUUUCAUACAAGUAUACCAUGUAUCUUGAUCCGAUUUACAACUACUCCAUGCUGCUUUUCUGGGCCUCCCUAAAUGUAUCUCUCUCCCAAUUUACUGGCUUUAAAAAAAAAAAAAUCCCUCUGCCUUCAUUUUGUGCUGCCCAUUUGUACAUGUAUGGGGUCAUCCACUGGGCAUGGGCAGCAUACCAGUAGUCACCCUUCAGUACCCACUGUGUGUAGGCAAGGACUGAGAAAAGGUAUGGGUAUGCUGAGGGACUGGUUAUGGAGUACAUUCUUACAUGGGACCCUGUCUUAAAAACCAAGUGAUCCAGGUACUCUUGAGCAAGCCAAAUGCCAGUACACUGUAGUAACUACUUAAUUCAGAAUAAUGCCUGUGGUGCUGUUGGAAUGAAAAGGCCAGCUAGAGAGGUAAAAAGCUUUUCUACCAACUAGCUCAAGCUGAGCUUUGAGGAUGUUAGUGUAAUCUGCUGGAAAAACAGCCAUUUAGUGUGUCUGGCUUCAGAAUUUUAAGGGCAGCCUUUAGGGGCAGAAAUGAAGUUAAGCUGCAGAAAGGGUUAAGUUAUGCAUGAAAAUGUGCUGUUUCUUAUGACUCAAAGUGUUGUGUGUGUGGUCCUUCCCUGAAAUUGUCUUACACUUUGCUUAUGGACAUCUAAAACAGUGUAAGCUCAGAGAAAGACCUUAGCGUUGCAUUUCUGGUCUGGGGCAGCUUAAACAAUUCAGGACUAGUGAGAGCACUGAAGACAAUAUGGCUACAGCUGCAUAGGGUUCUUUCAGCCAGCACCUUCUUCAGAGCAGCUAAAUGUGGAUAAUACCUCUUAGUGCCAACUGAGGAAAUUUCCAGCUAGGCUUGGAGAGAAUGAAAAUUUCUAAGAAUGUUGUAAUUUACAUCUGUAGGUGUUUUGAAGGAACUCUAAACCUGGUGCUAUUGGUAAUUCCAGUAGCCCCAACCACUAUUUAUCAACCUCUGUGGGUUUUUUUUUUCCACCUCCUCCUCCCUCUCUCUCUUCCUCGUCAUCUUCUCUUUCUCCUUCUCCUCCUCCUCCUUCAUUAUCAUCAUCAUUUUCUGGACCAGGACCUCAUGUAGCCCAGGCUGGCUUUGAACUCACUGUAUAGCUUAGGAUUAGCUAGAAUUUUUUAUUUCCCUACCUCCACCUCUUGAGUGCUAAGUUAAUAAGACAUGAGGAACCAUGCUUGGUUUAUUCUGUGUUAACCCAGGGCUUUGCUCAUGGUAGGCAAGCACCUUACCAGUUCAUACAUUCCAGUCCUCUUAACUUUAUGAGACAGGGUCCACUCUGUAGCCCAGGCUAACCUCACAUCUGCAGUGAUCCUUCUGCUUCAGCCUCUUGAGUGGGAAUCACCGGUAUGAGCCACUGUGCCUAGUCCUGCAUACUUCGCUCUCUCUUCUCCGUGGCUCAUUUCCUCCUCUUCCUUGCUUUUUCUCUGUCUGAGGCAUCACAGUGGCACUCAGGGUUAAACUCUCCUUUAUCACAAUUUUACAUAUUCAAAGAUAGUUAGAAAUUCCUUCUAAAAUUCCAAAGUUGUAUAAAUUCCUGUGAGCAUUGCAAGUAUAUGUUUCCUGUGCUUGAGGAUCUGUUAUUAGAAAUAAAAAAUAUAGAAAGAUAAUAGUUUACUCAAAAGACAUGACAGGUAGAAUUUUAUUGAUGAACAGAUUUGGUGGUUCCAGCUUUCUUAGUGGUAAAAAGUACAGAAUAGGUAUAUCUGCAUGUUUGCUUUUUGCUAAUCUGUGUACUUUGUAUUUGUGAACAAUGAACUGGAGUGGGAAGGAGAUGGCUCUGUAAAAAAGAGGGAUUCUUCAUUUCACAAUUAUUGCUGGGGUGGUGAAUGUAUAUUGUACUGCAUUGUGUUCAUCUCCUGCUUUAUCUGUAUUUGAUAUAAAAUUCUUGAGAAAA